AUGUCCUCCUCGCGCCCCUCGCUGUCCAUCGCCCUCCCCGCCAGCCUCGAUUUCCACUACACCGACGGUCAUAUGCCCAAGACUCCAGAGGCACAGCAAGAUGAGCAACAGCCUGCCGUAGACCCGCCUCCGCCACCGCGACCUCAGCCCUUCAAGGUGAAGAGAAAGCGCGUCUCCAGCGCGCCCUUCGCAGACCCCAUGGCAGACACCAUGGCAGACACCACCGUCAUCCCCACCAUCGAGAUGUCUGAAGUUGCGGCCGACAUCUCCAGUCCUACUCUACACCCGACCUCAGCACACCUCUUGUCACCUAUCCCAAUGUCAGCUUCUCUCUCGCGUGCCGUGACGCCGCCUAGGACACCAGCGCCUAAGCUUCACCCAACCUUCAGCCAGCUCGAGAGCCCGGCGCAGGAAUGGGACCUGAUCAACACCUCCCGACCCGCUUUCGAGCGUGCAGGCUCUGUCUGUUCCUCUUUCUCCGACUCGUCAGUAUCAUCAUACGGCAGCUCUGACUUCUCACUCCCAACCGGCGGCUAUGAUAGUCCAGCAUCCGAGGCCCCAGACCCAUUCACAGACGACUUCACACGCAAGCAGCACCUUCCACCUACCUUGCUUCAAUCGCCAAUGCAGCCGGACGGCGCACCCAAAUCCAAGCGGGUCAAGACUCGCCGCGACGUCAAGUGGACGCCGCAGAUGGACGACCACCUGUGGUUGACUUUCAUGUCCUACAUUUCCGACCCAGCCAAGACACCCUUCAAGAUGUUGCCUGGCAGUACGCCGCCAAUGGGCGUCUGUGACCAAGUGUCAUCGAAAGCGAAACGGACCUGGCGUCCGCGAAAGGCUGUCCCUGUCACGCCUGGUCCCGCUGAUACGUUACUCGAAACAAACGACAGGCAGCGGGAGGGAUCCCCCGACACCCUUCGACCAAGUUCCCUCCAGUCGGUACAGCCACGAUGGCCAAAGGCGGCUGCCACUCGACGUCGACUUCGUGAGCUAUGCACUCGCCGACCGUCCAUCUCGGCUCAUUACCAACGCAUGCUUCGAACACGCAGUCCAUCUCCCUUUGAAACUUCUAGUCCGGGCAGCCAGCAGCCAGAGCCUGCGUCCGCUUUCUCUGGGCUAGACAUGGUCAUGUCUCUUGUGACCUCGACAGCGCCAUCGAUGCAACCAGACGGUAUGCUUGCACAGCUUAGCAGCGACAAUACUCCACCGCCUCCACCGCAAAGGGUGCAGCGCCCGACUCGUCCGGAAGGUUGGUUCGACCGCAUUCCACGCUCCAAGGCUCACCAAAAGAGUGCUUCUCUGCAAUCGGAACUGAAGCUCAGCAUACAAGACAUGGCUUUCCAUGGCCCAGACUCGCUUGCUUCUCCAUUCGACGCAGACUCAGCCUCAAGCCGCUCUCACUUGCUUCACAGCAUGGCUCAGACCAAGUCGCUUGGGCGGACCGAGUUCAAUGGCAGGUCCUUGGAUUCACCUGUCGAGUUCAAAGUCGGGGCUCCCACUGAUCGCCGUUCGCGUAAGCGUCGCUUCCGGUCGGACGAGGAGAAGCCACGCAGGCCUCCUCUCGAGGAUGUCUUUGGUCCGCCGGUACAGAGCGGCAUCAUGCGUAAUCGUGGCUUCAGCGUUGGCGCUGUGCGUGCUACCGACAAUCUCACCAAGCUCUUCACGCCACCUUCGAUCAACGUCGACCACGUGAUGAGCGACGCAUCUGAAGGACCAAGCAAUGUAGAGGAUGUCCCAAUGGGCAGUCGUUCGGCCCCUCGACGACUUGCAGAGCCCGUACCUCGUCUGGGAUCCCCAUUUGUGGAGACACCUCCGCCGAGCCGACAGCACAAUACCUUUCCUCGCAGCAGCUUGCUCCCGAACGUGGCGAACCAAGAGCCCUUCUAUCAGCGGCUCACGGAGCUGGCGUCCAAGCAUGCCAGCGAUUCCACGCCAGAGUUUUAA
This is a messenger RNA of Lecanosticta acicola, 1947 nucleotides long. The record is from the annotation of a GenBank genome assembly. Lineage: Eukaryota; Fungi; Ascomycota; Dothideomycetes; Mycosphaerellales; Mycosphaerellaceae.